Molecule: messenger RNA, 450 nt
Organism: Cyclocybe aegerita
Lineage: Eukaryota; Fungi; Basidiomycota; Agaricomycetes; Agaricales; Hemipholiotaceae
Source: the annotation of a GenBank genome assembly
UGCAGUUCUUCGGUCUCGCCAAGUUGUUCAUCCUCACUGCUAUAGCAGUCGCAGGUAGCGCCAGCCCGACCCCCGAGGCUGCUCCCGCCAGCUUCAUCUGGACUGACGCUGAGUUCGACCACUGGCUCGCCACCACCGAUGCCGAGAUCACCUACUACGGCAACACGGCGCCGAAUCCGCUCGCUCCUCGUGCGACACUCAACACCAGGGUCACAUAUUGCAGCACUCGAAUUGAGAACCUCUGCGGUGGAGCCUGCACAGUCUACGACGGCGGCGCCACGUGCCUUGACGCUCCCAACACCAAUUGCCUCGCAGCCACUAAUAAUGUCGGGUUUUGCGAUCGCGGUGGGUGCGGUGGGAGCUGCCACCAGCUAUCCACCUGCGGGACUCGUCUUGACAAUGGGUUCUGCUACACCCCUGGCACGAGGUCUAUCGCCGUUGGCUCCUAGA